CACAGAGCCAGGCGGGGAUUCCGAGCAUGAGCACUUCAGCGCAGACUUAAACAGAGUAAGGACUGGGGUUGUUGGGUUGUUUUUUUUUUUUGGAGUCUGCUGACACACCGCUGGACCAGACGACUUCUGACCCCCUCUUUAUUUUGGCGCCAGCGUUUUUCACACGCAGGUAACAAGGCACCGAACCGAGCAGCUGUUGUGUGAGAGUCGAUACCAGGUUCCCGUGUGGCCCAGUCUGAGCCCGCAAGAGCAGAACGACAACACAGAACCCCUGGGACCUUGUGACAGACAUCCAAAGUAUUCAGUGGCAUGGAACAAUUCCAUGUCACAGUGAAGAGGAUUUGCUGACUCCUCCCCAGCUGUGUGUGUUUGCUCAAAAAGUUGGCUUGUCACGAAGGAAACAGGAAUUCCAGUCGGAUUUUCGUGUGAUGGAAUUUCUGACAUCCAAUGGUUCUGUCUGUAAAACAUAAAAGACGAAGUAUCGGGUUCCUCUUUAAGAAUUAGGGCUCUUCGUAUAUGGCACAGCAAUCAAUAAGACAUUUUCAGUAGUCAUCAACAACCACACAAGGGGUGCCUGCUGUUGAACAUGACUCAUGGGGAGGAACCUGGCCCUGAGACACACCAGGAUUCUGCUGUUUUAACUUAUCUGGAAGGUUUACUAAUGCAUCCGGUUGCAUCUGGGCCUGGUGCCACGGCAACAAGGAGACCGGAGGCUGGCAGCAACAAUGGCGAGGCAGGAAACCAAGGGACCAGAGGCAUUCAGCUACCUAAUCACGGCUCUGGCUCGCCAGAAAAAGGAAGCCCUCCAGGAGCGGCCUCCCAGAACCUUAAAAAGGCUAGACUGUUGCGUUCGGGAACCUGGAGUGAGAUAAACAACCAGAAAAAAGACCCUGCUGAAGUGCAGGUGAAUGGACAGGGCAAAGAUUACCAUAAAAUUAAUCUGGAUAAUUCAGCACCGGGAGAGAGCACACUGCUGGCCUCUCUGCUUCAGUCAUUCAGCUCACGACUGCAGACAGUAGCCAUGUCUCAGAGCAUCACUCAGAGCCAAAAACAGCUAGAUGGAGAGAGUAGUGACAGAUCACAUACUGACAAGGACACCUUACAGGGCUACUGUACAGCCUCUAGCCGCCUCAAAGGCCUGAUAAGGAAAAACAAGCAACAGAGCCACAACACUGUGCCUUACAGUCGUCGCAAUAGCCAAGACCGACGCUCAGAGUCUCCUCGUUCGUCACAGAGCUCAGUGCCUGACAGAGUAUCCUGUGCAGAGAGAUUGAAGGCUGUGGCCAGUCUAGUAAAGAGCAGGUCCAGUCCUGCUCCUUCUCCUAAACCCAGUGUGGCUUGCAGUCAGUUAGCAUUGCUGCUUUCUAGCGAAGCCCAUCUGCAGCAAUAUUCCCAGGAACAGGCCUUAAAAGCACAACUAUGUAGCCGAUCAGCCAGCGAGAGACUGGCAGCCAUGGCUACACAGCAAACUAAAGACAAUAGACCACCCAGCAUGGGAGAGUCUGUAUUUGGUCCAGACAUUUUAAAUCCUUUUAAUACCCCAAACGGAACACUCCCAUCACCGACAUUAAAUUGUAGUCAGAGUAGCCCUUCUUUAAGUCUAGGUCAGAGUGCAACCACUAGCUCCCCUCGGCCCUCUCCUCACUCCCCUAAAGAGAAGCGUCCGUUUGACAGGCACAGCAGCCGGCCCCCACAAAACUGCAGCAGCUUGCUUCUGCUCCUCCUCAACAACCACAACUCCCAGAAGCAUCUUACUAAGAAUGGCCACCUGGAAGAUGACUUCACCUCUCCUCUGAGCCAAGCCUCCUCUCAUCAGUCUGACAGUGAGUGCUCCAACCCAGAAAACAGCUUGACCAAAGACAGUAGUGAUGCAGAGAGCUGCUACUCCAGCUGCUUCCCCAUUGACCUCUCCAUGAGGAGCCGAGUUUCCAGCCAAAAGUCUGAGCCGGCCUCCUCAGCCUCGUCUUUAGACAAGUUCACAGAGACUCUUAUAAGCAAGUGGAAGUCAGAGACUCUUGGGCCAAUGGUCCCUGAAGCCAGGGAGUUGGAAAUAAGCCCAGACAUGACAUCUCAUCAUAAGGUUACUCUCAUGCAGUUACUGUUGGAUCGCAGAAAUAAUGAGAUGGUAAACAAAAUUGCACCUUAUCCUGAUUUGCAGGAUGAUGUCACCCUUCGAAACAUGACCGGAAGCCCACUUAAACGGUUUGGAACACUGGAGGAGAGCAGAACACAGAACCCUUUUGACCAGCUGAUGGGCGGAGGUUUGUCGUCAUCUUCUGUCAGUGGAGAUACAAGCAAGACUCCUUCUCCUUACUAUUAUUCUUCACCCCUUGUUCAGUCCAGCCCUCUAAACCUAUGUAAGUCUAAACAUCACACCAGUGACAAGAUAGUGGAACCUGCUUUCACAGCCAGUAAAUUAUUACAAAAUCUGGCUCAAUGUGGUUUGCAGAAUGUAUCCCCCUCACCCCCUCUGCAAUCCUGUGGGCCACAGAACAAAAGGCAAAAAAGCUCAGAGCCUGAGCUAGAUAGAUCUCGGCCUCUUUUGGAUAGGGUGGCUGUUCCAAUAAAAAGGAACACUACACCUUUAUUCGAAUCACCCUCUGCCACUUUCUCACCCUUUUCUGGACCAGAGCAUUUACCUCCAGCAUCGACACAAAUAGAAAAUCUCCUGGAGAGACGGACUGUACUGCAGCUUCUGCUUGGCACUGCUUCCCAAAAGGAGAAAUCCACUGUGAGGAGAAGCACAGAGGUGGCUACGGGAGUCCAUGAAAAGCCUCCAAGGGGUUAUUCUCCAUGUGACAGCUCAAACGGACCUUCAUUGUACGUCACGGUCAAAACAGAGCCAAGAGACGAAAGUCUUCUUUCAGGCGUCUCUGACGAUGCCGGACGCCAUUGGAGAAUGGGUCGUGAAAGUUACAGCCCCAUCAUUGAAGCACACAGCAAUGUUAAAGAAGAAGCUAAAUGUGGACUUCUCAGCCAGCUCUUGAAACAGAAGACAACUACCUAUCAUUCAAGUCCACGCACAGAGCAGAUUAUUAGCACAGUGAAAGAGGAGCAACAGGAUUAUCAGAUGCCUCUUCCUAAAAAGAGGAAACUUUGUUUGGAGUUGGCUGAACACCUCAGUAAAGAACCUUGCCAGAGACCUCUGGAAACUGUGAGUGAGCGUCUGGUGUCUGAUACACCUGAGGCCCACAAUAGCAGAAGGCUGCCAAGCCCAAAAGAAGAGGACUUGUUCACCAAGAGUCCUGUGAGUAAAGCUCCCAUGAGAGACAGCCAAAGCUUCAAUGUUUUGAAGCAGCUCCUUUUGUCAGACAACUGUCUGAAGGAGAUAUCUCAACCCCAGGGGAUAUCUAGUCCUUUUCUCCCUCAGGCAAACUGCAAAGGCAACGGGAACUUCAGUCAGUCCAGUUAUAAUCAUGAACUUGUGAACUUUCCAUGGUUUCCUCAGACUCUUAACUCAGGGCCUGGUCAUUUUAUCUCGCUUUCCUCCUCACCAGGAAACAGCAUCCAGGGAUCCUCUUGGGAUAAGGGUAUCUCUCCUAGACCCAGUCCCAAAUCUGUGAAGAAAGAAACAGAAAGCUCACCAAGGUGGACACAGCCUGGAGAGGAUAAAUGUGAAUCCAGCCCUGAUUCUCCACCUCUAAUGAGGUCUAAUCCAAUAUUGUACUAUAUGCUUCAACAGAGAAACAGUCAGCUUAGAAAGGAGGUAGAGGAUCAUGCUCAGAGGACACACUGUGGGGUUACAGUGAAAGUAGAGCCAUGCGCCAACGAUCGGUACCAUGACGGCAGAAUAAGUACGAUUUCUCCAGUUCAGAUACAGAGACAAGGCAACAGAGGUGAACACCUUAGUGAGCUGUUAGAAAAACCAUAGAUUUGAACUGCCAAAGAACAAGAAUAACACAUUUUUGCGAAAGUAGUGUGGGUUUUGUUUUGUAACAAAGCGCAAACUACGUACCGCUGACCACUUUUUGUUUCACUUUAAUGAAUGCUGUAAUAACAGCCACAUUACACAUUAUAGACUGAGUGUGUUAUGUUUACGCAAUUUGACAUGUCGCAUUUCUUUUCAAUGCAUACGUCAUCUUUUUGAAGUUUGUACAGGUCCCGUUUCAGUCCAAAUCUUUUUCCUUUUCACAUUAAUAAAACCUUUUAUAGAAAGAGCAUCAUAUACGUACAUAUAUGAUACCAAAAAAGGUUUCAUUUAAAUAACUCCCUAUUUUUCAAAGCACAAUCUUAUAUUACAUGCACGUGUGUCAUCCGAGCGUCACGUCUUCACAAUAAAGGACAAAAAAAAACUAUUGACGUUUAUGAAUAAUUGAAGUUGAAGGAGAGCGAUCUGCUAUGUCUCAUAUUGUGCCACAAACUCUAUCCCAGUAGGAACGACCGUGACGAUAUCGGUCACGUACACACACACUCGUUGAAUUGAUUUACAAUGCUUUAAUUCUUACAUCAGGAACGAAUCUAUAGGUGUCGUCAGGUGUUUGGCAUGAAUAAAGAAAACUCUUUUUUUUUUUUUUUUUUUUUUUAAUCUGUCCGAAUAUCUUUUUAUCGUUUUUGUAUCUUUCAUCGUUUUGUACUUUGUAUACACACACACACACACACACACAUAUAUGUAGCAGUUCACAGACUUGCAGUGUCAAUAAUUCAAUCAUAUUCCCCCAAAGAUGUGAGUACAUGUUUGAGUGACAGAUAAGCAUGUGAAGCUGAGAGUACUGUGGGGGAAAAAAAAGUUUGAUUCAUCCUCCAAUUAAAUAUGAAUUCUAACAAAUUUUCACACAAGCUAUUUUAUUCCUUCUUCUGUAUGUAGAUACAUUUUGGAUUUGAUAAUAUUUGUGUAAAUAGAGCUUUCAUGAUGAAAUAUUACUAUUUUGUAUCGUUGAAAAAGCCCUAGUUUUUAUCGUCUCCGAUUGUAAAUAGAAUAUCUGUCUAAUAAUGUACAUAAAAAUACAGAAAAUAAGAUUUUUCUUUUUUUUUUUUUUUUUGCAUGUCUCUAUGUUGUGAGCUAACGAUAAUCCCCGCUCUUUGUUCUGCAAGCUGUUGUGUCAUGUCUGAUCUCUACACUGCUGCCUGUUGCAUGCACAUGCAUGGGAAGCACCUGCGUAUCAGUACCUGGAAUGAGAAAUGUCAAGUCUUAAAUAAAUAUUUUGUAAUUGUUUUUUUUUUUUUAUUACUACUAUUUUUUUUAUCACAAAUAGGUGGUUAUUUAAAGCAUCGGAUUUAACGAGACGAACAUAUAUUGGUUUGUAUUUUUAUCUUUCUUUGUGUGAAUUCCUUUGUUACUUUUUGAACAUUUGUCUAAGUUGGAUUGACAUUCUGUACAUUCAGAAAUGCAUUUGUAGCAAAAAACAAAAACAAAAAACACUCACGUAUCAUACUCCUGUGACGAUCAUGUUUUCCUUUCUUUCUUUCUUUUUUCUUUUUUUUUUUUUACUUUCUGGUGUAUUUGCACUGAUAUAAAUAAAUAUUGAAAUGCACAAGA
Messenger RNA from Tachysurus vachellii, 5476 nucleotides. It is a transcript of the gene nrip1b, whose product is annotated as nuclear receptor interacting protein 1b. NCBI's taxonomy places the organism in Eukaryota, Metazoa, Chordata, Actinopteri, Siluriformes, Bagridae. The transcript has 2 exons. The record is from RefSeq and is a predicted model, not a curated record. Gene Ontology annotation, molecular function: signaling receptor binding; transcription coregulator activity. Bases 587 to 3871 code for a protein of 1094 amino acids. Gene Ontology annotation, cellular component: nucleus. Gene Ontology annotation, biological process: regulation of transcription by RNA polymerase II.